Messenger RNA from Penicillium brasilianum, 425 nucleotides. The record is from the annotation of a GenBank genome assembly. Lineage: Eukaryota; Fungi; Ascomycota; Eurotiomycetes; Eurotiales; Aspergillaceae.
CCCGAGUCGUUUUCACCCCCUUCAAUUGAACCACCCACCUCUCCACAUCCACUCUUCAAAAUGACUGCCACCUGGAAAGCCGCUGGCCUCACCUACAACCGCUACCUGGCCAUUGCCGCCCGGACGGUGCGCCGCUCCCUCAAGGAGACUCCCCGUCUCAAUGCCGAGCGCCGCGGUCAGAUGGACCUCCGUUUCGCCAAGUGGGAGAACGGCAAGCAGGGCGAUGUCCGCUCGCUCGCCCAGGCCAACAACGAGGCCGUUGCCCAGGCCACCGAGAAAUAGACGACCAGCAUUCCCCUUGAGCAUGAUCGAGAUAGCAUGAUAUAGCCAUGUUUCUGGCAGAGUGAUGGACCCGGGGGCCGUGAUCGGACACAAGCGAUGAUUUGGAGGGACCCCCGGGGAGACAAUUGAACUUUUUGUACAUG